Spodoptera littoralis (African cotton leafworm) is the source of this 900-nucleotide messenger RNA. Lineage: Eukaryota; Metazoa; Arthropoda; Insecta; Lepidoptera; Noctuidae. The record is from the annotation of a GenBank genome assembly.
AUGUACUCAGCUCUGCUCCUUACUGUCGUGGUGGUGGGCGUCGCAGCGUGGGAAACAACAAGUCCUGAACAGUAUCUAGACGUGGGAGAUUUCUACCAGUAUCUUCAUGAGCCGAGCCAUCAUAGGCAAACUAGACAGCUCCAUGGAAAUACUUUUUUCAAUACUGAUGGGACUUCAGAUGUCCCACCCACACGCAUGAAGCGCUUCGCAUCAAGCUUCCUUGUGCGAGCUGCUAAGCAGAGGAAUUCUUGCCCAGAGUCUGUAUUUCCUGAAGGAUAUAACCUGGGUGUCUUCAAGGCCCGAGUGAAUAGGGUCGACGUGCUCCAUCGUAGACCGCGUCAUCGCUUACCACCAGGCGAGAUAGUGGUCGAAGGUUUUGGAUUAUCAGCGCCAUUCGGAACAAGCCAGAAGAAUACGUUCAGUGCUACCGGAGGAGCUAACUUCGAUGCCGCCAGUCGUCUACAAUCUGCUUCCUAUGGGCUCGCCAUGAAUAAUGCCAACGGGCAUGGACUCUCCUUAACGAAUACGCACAUCCCAAACUUCGGCAAUCAAUUCAAAGCUGCUGGAUAUGCGAAUCUAUUCCGCAAUCAGAACCAUGAUGUAUCAGUUAACGCUUACUUCGCCAAAAACAGGCCUCAGUUGCCUCAAAUUCCUAACUACAAUACUGUUGGGGCUGGAGUGGACUAUAUGUUCAAGAACAAAGUCGGAGGAUCAGUAGGUAUAGCUCACACACCAUACUUUGACAAGACGGACUACUCGCUCAACGGUAAUAUCAACUUGUUCAGAAACAAAGGUUCGUCACUAGACUUCAACGCCGGUUUAAGCAAGUCUGUAUCGCCAUUUAUGGAGAAAUCAAGUUGGGAGCCGACCACUGGAUUUACCUUAAGGAAAAUAUUUUAA